AUGGGAUAUUGGAUCGAUGGGAUCCUGGCCACAGCAAAGAAAAACUCUGUCAAGCGGCGCUACAUCUGCGAGAAGGCCGCCGCCGCCGCCGCCGCCACCGCCGCCGCCCAAUGGGUCACUGUUUCCCCAUUGAACAGUGGGCCAGAUGGGGCAGCCAGGGAGGCAGAUCUGGCCGAAGGACAGAAGCAGCGGCAGAUGCUCCUGGGACGCAAGCCCUGCGUUUCCCUGGUGCGCCAUUGUGUGCCCCCGCUUAGGCCAAGAGCCCCCGAGAAGACCCCGCAGGAAGGAAUUGAAGAGCAAGGGGAGGUCGCCUACGAAAAUGUUGAGGGUCCCAGGCCCUUGGAAGGACAGGAGAACCCCAAGGAGAGCAGAGGAUCUGAGCCGUGGGUCAAGAGGACCACCGUCCUGGGCCUUCUGGCCGCCUGCCUCUUCCUCCUGGCCACCGCCGUGGGACUCGGGGUCCGGUAUGGACAGGUCUUUGGUCAGCUCCAGCGGGCAUCCCAAGACUACGCUGACCACACCAGCAUCCUGGCGCAGAGAGUCAGCACCCAGGACCAGAGCCUGGUGGUGAUGGAUGUCCAGCUGCACCAGGCCACGAUGGAGCUCAAUGCCACCCAAGUGGCCCUUCAGAAGAGCCUAGUGGUCACAGAAAGGACCCAGAAGCAUCUGGAGAAGGUGGAGGACCAGUUGAGGGAUGCCAACCACAGCCUAGAGGCCUUGAAGUGGGAGACGGAGCGAAUGGAGGCAGAAUUGCGCCAGGCUGUGUCCUGCCAGAUUGGCUGCUGCCCCCAAGGAUGGCGAUUCUUCCGUUGGAAAUGCCUCUGGGUUUCAGAAGAGGAGAAGUUCUGGAUGGAGAGCCAGGCGUCCUGCGAACGGAGAGCCUCUCGGCUGCUUAUCCUGAAGGAGCCCUGGGGCGCAAGGGAGAUUUGGGAGACGGUUUUGGAGGAGAUGAAGGAGGAGGAGGAGGAGGCAGAGUUAGGCAUAGAGGGAUGGAGGCUGGGGCAGAGUUCUUUGCGGUCAAAGGAAUACUGGAUUGGACUUCAUGAAACCAGUACUACUGGGAGGAACGACUGGGUUUUCACUUGGGUUGACGGGUCACACUAUGAAGGAUCCGAGGUACGUCCUGACAGGACUUAUUUCCAAUAUGGGAUAUUGAUCGAUGGGUUCCUGGCCACAGCAAAGAAGAACUCUGUCAAGCGGCGCUACGUCUGCGAGAAGGCCGCCGCCGCUGCCGCCGCCGCCGCCAAUGGGUCACUGUUUCCCCAUUGAACAGGAAACCAGAACUUUAACCGGAAUUACAGACCUGGAGCUGACUGGAAAGGAAACUUCAUUUAUUGAGCUGCAGCUCGUCCCCAGAAGGAAAUAGAUCCAAAUUACUGGGGGCCCAGAUUUCCAAAGUGAACCAAGCUUUUAUAGUACGUUGAACAAAGAAAACUACAAAUCACAUUUCAUCGGUUAUGUAUGAAUUUAAACAUAUACCUAUUGGUAUAUUUAAACAUAUACUUUGUCCUUAUUGGCUGGUCAUUUGUAUGUCUGACCCUCUGGGGAUACCCAUCAAUCAAA
Sceloporus undulatus (fence lizard) is the source of this 1563-nucleotide messenger RNA. RefSeq names its product B-cell differentiation antigen CD72-like. The transcript has 10 exons. Gene Ontology annotation, molecular function: transmembrane signaling receptor activity. Bases 1 to 1269 code for a protein of 422 amino acids. The record is from RefSeq and is a predicted model, not a curated record. Gene Ontology annotation, cellular component: plasma membrane. Lineage: Eukaryota; Metazoa; Chordata; Lepidosauria; Squamata; Phrynosomatidae.